Phalaenopsis equestris is the source of this 1743-nucleotide messenger RNA. RefSeq names its product amino acid transporter ANT1-like. NCBI's taxonomy places the organism in Eukaryota, Viridiplantae, Streptophyta, Magnoliopsida, Asparagales, Orchidaceae. Gene Ontology annotation, biological process: amino acid transmembrane transport. The record is from RefSeq and is a predicted model, not a curated record. The transcript is spliced from 3 exons. Gene Ontology annotation, cellular component: vacuolar membrane. Gene Ontology annotation, molecular function: amino acid transmembrane transporter activity. The coding region runs from base 141 to 1442 and encodes 433 amino acids.
UCAUUCAAAGUGACUUUACUCUGCGCAACACAGACAAGUGCAUCGCCAAUCAACUUAACAAGAAUACGGCCGCACUGCGACGACACCGUCCUGCAAUCCAUUCUCGUUCUCCUGAGAUCUGGCCGAGCUUUCUGUGGUUCAUGGCGACCACAGGAGGCUCGUCAUCCACGGCCCCGCUAUUGGAUGAUCUGUCGCCGACGAGCCACCGGAGAAUAGGCGGAGCAACGUGGGCGCAGACGCUCGGCAACAUCGUGGUGUCAAUUGUGGGGACGGGUGUGCUUGGUCUUCCCUACGCAUUCCGCAUUGCCGGAUGGCUCGCCGGAACCAUCGGCGUUGCUAUUGCCGGCGCCUCUACCUUCUUUUGCAUGCUCCUACUCAUUCAAUGCAGAGAUAGAUUAGAAGAAAGUGAUGAUGAAGAAAUUAGUGAUGCAACGACCAUUCAAAGUUAUGGGGAUCUUGGCGCAAAAGCAUUCGGAACAGCAGGUCGAUUCCUUACUGAGUUUCUCGUACUCACCUCACAAGCAGGGAGUGCCGUUGCCUAUUUAGUCUUCAUUGGCCAGAAUCUCUCCUCCUUGUUCACCAAAACCAACGAGUCUUCAGUACCACCUACUAUCUUCAUUUUCUUUCUACUCCUCCCAUUUGAGCUAUUCCUUUCCUUUAUCCGCUCUCUUUCUUCCAUUGCUCCAUUUAGUGCCUUUGCAGAUGGUUGCAAUGUCCUUGCAAUGGCUAUUGUUAUCAAAGAGGAAAUUCAAAUGUUUGACAGAUUUUCUUGGCAAAGGACUGCCUUCAAUGGGACUUGGGGUUUACCUUUUGCAGCGGGUGUGGCUGUCUUCUGCUUUGAUGGCUUUAGCAUGACUUUGCCACUGGAGGCAUCAAUGGCCGAUAGAAAAAAGUUUCGUUGGGUGCUUGUUGUGGCAUUUAUGGCUAUAAUAACGGUAUAUAUUAGCUUUGGGAUUUUUGGGUAUUUAGCCUAUGGUGAUGAGACCAAGGAUAUAAUUACACUUAACCUCCCCAAUGAUUGGUAUGCUAUUGCCGUCAAGAUUGGACUCUGUAUAGCUCUAGCAUUCACAUUUCCAAUCAUCAUGCACCCAAUUUAUGACAUCACAGAGAUGAAGCUGAUGUCAUGCGGAUGGUUUCAGAAGCUCCGCCGCAAUGCCCGCGGCGAAUGGCUUGGCCUCCACGGAGCUCGCAUGCUUGUGCUACUGAUAGUCACCAUCGUCGCCUCCUGCAUUCCUGGUUUUGGGGUUUUUAUCUCUCUUGUGGGCAGCACUGUUAGUGCCAUGCUUGCUUUUGUAUUGCCAGCCACAUUCCAUCUGUUGCUCAUGGGAUCCAAUCUGAAGCUCUGGCAGAGAGCAGCAGAUUAUAUUAUACUUCUUGUUGGGCUCACUUUUGCCUGUUAUGGUACAUAUGAUGCUCUCGGUGGUCAUAUCAUGGGUUCUUAACAGAAGUCUAUUAUCAAAGUUCGAGAUUCUGGAUUCAGGAGAAAAGCUACAGUAUUUUGAACUUGGAUUUGUUCCUGAUAGGUCUGGCCACCAUUAAAAAGCAACUUUCCUGCUCCUGCCUGAGCUCGGCUGAAAAUUUUAGGGCAAUGCAAAGACGUUGUGAUCGCGGUAGAGCUUCCAGGUAAACUCUGAUCACAUAAAAACUAUGCUUUUUUGGUCUGUUUAGAAUGGUAGCAACUAUUUUAUAAAGUAGCUUCUGAAUUGUUUUGAUUUUUUUUAUUAUUUAGAACUUUCUGUGUGU